Alosa sapidissima (American shad) is the source of this 930-nucleotide messenger RNA. Its product is annotated as fish-egg lectin-like. Lineage: Eukaryota; Metazoa; Chordata; Actinopteri; Clupeiformes; Clupeidae. The transcript has 5 exons. The record is from RefSeq and is a predicted model, not a curated record. The coding region runs from base 71 to 871 and encodes 266 amino acids.
GGGUGCCAUGCUGUAGAGUAUAUAAGCUGAGAAGCUCCACUUCUGCCCAUGUCAAUCAAACUCCUGAGACAUGAAGAUUAAACUCAGCUCUGCACUGUUGGCUCUGCUGUCCAUCAGUCUGGCGGCUAGCCAGUCAGUACACAACUGCAAGGAGGUCACUUUGAGGAAUGUGCAGCAGAUUGAUGCAGGAGCAGGUCAGGUGAUAGCUGUGGACCGCAACCGACGAGUCUUCCACCUGCACGGCUCCAACUGGAUCACCCAAAAUAGCUAUAUGCAGCAUGCUAGCGUAGGACCAGCAGGGAUUUGGGGAGUUGAUCGCCAAGGCUUCAUCAACAAGGUUGUGGCAGGAAAAUGGACAAGGACAGGAGUACGCCGGAUGCGGCAAGUGGACGCAGGAGGGGACCAGUUUGUGGCUGCGGCUGGAACACCGGUUCCUGGACUUGCAAGCGCCGUCUGUGUGAACCGUCCCUCUGCUGUGGCCUUCAAAUCUCCAGGAACUGUUUUGCCCAAAUUUCGGAUUGGGGCAAACAUGUCAUACUACAGCUGUGGCCCCAGUCGUUGCUGGGUAAUCAACAACAAAGAUGAAGUCUUUGUCACUAAUCCCGUGGAUCCAAGAACCUGUAAAGGCACUAAUGUCCUGUAUAAGGUGGGUGGGUCUUUGUCUAUGGUGGAGGUGGCUUCAGAUGGCUCUGUAUAUGGAGUGAACAGCCAAGGUCAAAUCUUACGCAGACAUGGCAUUUCCAUCCAGAGGCCUAAGGGAACCAGCUGGACCAGGAUUGACGUGUGCCUACCAGCUAGACAUGUCAGCUAUGACCUGGGCAGACUGUGGGUGGUCACCAAGACUGGGGUUGCUCUGGUGUGUCUCAUGUAGAUACCCAACAUGCCCCCCCCCCCCAUAAAUAAAUAAAUAAAAACUAAUAAUAAUUUACA